AUGCAGGCGCUGCAAGACGCGCAGCAGCGCUUUAAUGACCUCGUGAAUAAUGACACUUGGCCCGAGCGCGUCCCCGUGACGAGUCUGCCGGACUUUGAUGCCUCGUACAUGAAGGAAGGGUUCUUGCAAAAGAAAGGCCAGCGGCUCAAAGGCUGGAAGCGUCGGUGGUUCGUCUGCGACGGCCGCACGCUGUCGUACUAUAUCUCGAAGAAGGACCGACGGCCGAAUGCUGUGAUCCCACUUGAAGGCUGCAGUGUCCAGGACGGCGGACUGAGUGAGACGUGGAACUCGCCGCGCAUUUACUUGACGGACCCAGCGACCAGUAUCAUGUACUGCCUGUCGGCUGAAGAAGGAACUGUCGUCACGCAAUGGCUCAGUGUCCUGCAAACUGCAGUCGCUCGCGUGCACACGGGGUCGACUGGAAGCGACGCGAGCGUCGAGUCGUCGUCGCACGGGUCGGCGCUCAAGAGCUCUGCCCUGCGACCGCAGCACAAGGCACAGGCGCCACCAGUGCCGUCGUUGUCGGACGACGAAGAUAGUCGUGGGCAUCUCAAGCGCGCAUCGUCGAUGGAACCCACUUCGACGCUCCCACGUUCGUCAAUGUCAGCGCUAGUCGGAUCAAGUGCGCCUGUGUCGCUGAAUACAGCUACAAGCGGCGAGAAGAAGCGUGCUGUACGGAUGGUAUCAGCACCGUUGGCGACCGGUAGUAGCUCGACGAGCACGACGACAGUGCCGUUGCAGCAACAAUCUCACCACCGCCCUCGUCGGACAAAGACACAGCGCUUGCCGACAACCAUCUCGCUGGAGAAUGAGCUGUCGCAUGGACUGGAUGUCCUGGAGGCCCUCUUGUGCGGCCAUAGCCCGACAGGAUCGGCGUCAUCGAUUCGCAAUCACGUUAUGUUUCGACCCAUGGGUGCAUCGAACGGCGUGCUGCGUAGCCUUGGGACGGGCAUGAGCUCUGGGAAGCAGUAUGCGCGAGCGAGCGUCGUGCUGCCCGUAUCGUCCGAAGUGGCGGCGAUAUUGCUGACCGACCAUGCGCGCCGCGCCGAGUGGGAUUUACACUUCCCACAGUCAUCGCACAUCGCCACGUUUGACGAUGCAACGGAUCUCGUGCACUUGUCGAGUGGCGGCUUUGCGCAAGUCCAGAAAACGAGACCUUUCGUGGCACCACACGUGGCUGCUGCAGCGUGUGCUCUGUGCGCAGCGCUUUUGUGGAGUGCUGCGUCGUGGGAGGCGUUGUUCACUGCUAUGGCAUACGCUGCCGCGAUUGGUGGUAUCGUGAGCACCGUGGAUCACAGUGCGUUUACCGUGCCCCGCGAUUUGGUGCUUUUGCGUCACAUGCGGGAGUCUGCUGCGCCUGAAUCGCACGAUUCGAGCGAAGACAAGUCCGUGGAUGAGAUGGGUCGAUCCGUGGUGCUCAUUUUGGAAAAGUCAGUGGUGAACGAGCUGAAACCAGUCACACCUGGAACUGUGCGUGCGUAUGUGGGCUUGAGUGGCUGGCUACUAGAGCCUGUUGCAUCAGGACGCGCCACAUUGGUCACCUACAUUACCGACUUGGAUAUGCAGGGAUGGUUAUCACCCUCAACACGUCAAAGUUUUUUGCUUUCGCGCCUGGACUGUGUGUCUGUUCUGAGCGAAUACGUCAACCAGGCGCAGUUGUGUGGAUCAGAGCUUGGCUUUGGUGGUGGUCUGGACGAGGACGGCGACGGUGACGGCGAGUACGAUCCUCGAAGUGGUGGAUACGAGGAGACCAGCGAAGGAAGUGUUGGAGAUGCUGCCGAUAGUGAGUCGUCUGCGAUCUUCCACCCGAAGACAUACAUGCGUGGCAUGAUGCCGUUACCCAGCGGUGGCCUAAAACUGAUCGACAAAGAGGUCGCAAAGAAGCAAGGUGGUGUGGUAAAGGAUGUCAUCAAGUCUGCUGGAGCGAAGAUCCUGGAGGGCAAGUCAGCAGUUAGUCUGUCACUGCCUGUGCGUAUUUUUGAGCCUCGCACGAAUCUGGAACGUGUGUGUGAUUUGAUGCUGUAUGCGCCGACGUUCCUGAACGUUGCGUACGCGCAGACUGACCCGUUGGAGCGCUUCAAAUACGUCAUGGCAUUUGCUGUGGCAGGGCUUCAUCACAGCGUUGGCCAGCUGAAGCCGUUCAACCCGAUUCUAGGCGAGACGUUCCAGUCCACGCUGAACGACGGCACGGAUGUCAGCUGCGAGCACACGAGCCAUCACCCGCCUAUCAGCAAUUUUCAGUUCACGGGUGACAAGUACUCUAUUGCUGGUUUUGUGCUUUGGCACGCCAGUAUGAGUGUGAAGUCCAACGCAAUGCUCAAUACAAACAAGGGGCCUGUUCGCAUCACUUUCCCGGACGCAAAAGACCUUCCUGGAACGACUGUUGAGUACAACUUGCCGUACUUGCAGAUUGGUGGUCUGCUGUGGGGGGAUCGUACGGUCGAUAUCAUGGGCAACAUGGUGUUUGAAGACAAGAAGAACCAUCUGCAGUGUGAACUACGCUUGAACCCGGAUGCAAAGUCGGGCAUGGGCGGCAUGUUCAUGUCGUCGAAGACGCCGACCGAUUCUCUCCGCGGUGUGGUCUUGGACACGUCGGUUUCGCCUUCGCGUGAGAUCUGUGACGUUUCUGGCUCGUGGCUGCACGACCUUGUCGUUGGCAACAAGACGUACUGGGACAUCAACAAGUACCAGAGUGGUUACAUGGUGCCUUAUCCGAAAGACAAGAUCUUGGCGUCCGACUCUCGGCACCGCGAGGAUCUACAUUACCUGGCAACAGGAGACCUGGAUGAGUCGCAGGAGUGGAAGGUGAAGUUGGAGGUUCUGCAGCGGGCUGACCGCAAAGCGCGUCUAGAGGGUCGACGUCCGAACCACUGGUCAUACCGCAGUGCUGGUGGUCACUGA
Molecule: messenger RNA, 2901 nt
Organism: Hyaloperonospora brassicae
Lineage: Eukaryota; Oomycota; Peronosporomycetes; Peronosporales; Peronosporaceae
Source: the annotation of a GenBank genome assembly